UAUCAGAUACCAACCACAGCCCACGCACCACGCAGCCACGUACAAUACAACACAACACAAUACAAUAUAGAGUUGCAGAAGGCCACGUCUUCUAUUGGCGUAAGGCUAGAUGCCUACCUUAGGUAGGUACCUAACCUACCUACCUAAGGUACCAGGUAGAUGUGCCUAAACGAUUUGAAUCUACCUGAUUCGGCUCAACCCGAUUCUAUGGAUUUAUCUUAGACUUGGUAAGAUACGAACAAUAUGACUCCAAUACGAUACAGAUAUAUGCGCAACAAUCUAGAGUAGCCUUUACACAGAAUCUACCUCUCUUGCCUUACUCCGGUACCAAAGCCGCUCAAGAAAGGCGACUGAUAAUUAUGGCGAACGAAGCCAGCAAGUUGGACGUUCGCGUCCUUCAGCAACCUCGCCUUCCAAUUCUUUCUCGAGUCUAUCGAGGCGUCGUCGUUUACGCAAUUCAAAUAUUAAGGGAGCCGGCAGCUUGGUUCCAAGACUGGGCUCAUCCUCCAGAAAUCCCUCCGAACUAUGUAAAGAAAUACUCGUGUCGCCCAUAUUUGCCAAUCAGGGUCUUUUUCCCUAAGUCGUACGACCCCCAUUCAUCCAAGACGCCUCUCCCAACUAUAUAUACCAUACACGGUGGCGGGUUCUGUUUCGGCCGAUCAAACGAUGACGAUGCGUGGAACGCUCAAUUUGCAAAUAUGCACAAUGUGCUUGUAGUCGCGCUCAACUACCGUAAAGCCCCGUCUUAUCCUUUCCCGACCGCAACCUACGAUCUCGAAGCCCUCAUCCUAGCCACUCUCGACGAUGACAGCCUUCCCAUCGACAAGACCCGUAUAGCGAUCGGCGGCUUCUCGGCGGGUGGGAGUUUGACACUUAGCGUAUGCCAGUUACCCUCGAUCCGAGAAAAGGUCAAACCCUCGGCUGCUGUACCAAUAUAUGCCGUCGUAGACAAGGCUAUUCGCCCGGAAAUUAAGCUCAAGACGCGAUACUACAAGCCUGGCCUUGGCCCGGGUAUGCGCUCUGCGCCGACUGAUUACCUGGCAAAGUUAUCACCAUUCUUCCUCUGGAGCUAUAUCGAACCAGGCAUCAAUCUAACAGAUCCUCUGCUCUCGCCGUACUUCGCUCCUCGAAACACCCUGCCUCCGCACAUCUUCUUUAUCGGGGUAGAACUGGAUCAACUCGCACAUGAAACUUGGGCUAUGGCUAAUAGAUUGGCGGGACGACCGGAGCCGCUGUUGACUGAUGUGGUGGGUCAGGAGAAGCCAGGACCGGGGAAAGGAGAACUCAUCUUGGACGAUGAGAGGUUUGCGUUCGAGCAUGUAGAAGACAAAGGGAAGAGCAGUAUCCGAUGGUUACUGAUACCAGAUCAGAUCCAUGGAUUUGAUCAUCUUCCAGCCCGCUGGCUCGGGGGAGAAGAUUUAGAAGAUGCGAAGUUGAAAAUGACCGCAUAUCAAAAAUUGGUUGGAGAAUGGUUGCUCGGGUUUGUGUGGAAAUAGACAUCCAACGACCUAAAGCCUAGCAGCCACUAUUUCCGAACAAAUAACCUUUAGUUAGUUCUUAUCUAGGGCAAUGUACCCAGAGAUUACCUGCUUUCACGUUAAGAAUCGUAUAGGUAAGAUAGCUUACAGCUUCGGCUUGGCUACCUAUGCAACGAGAGCUGUUUCAGUCUACUGUUUCUAUUUUCUUGCGACCCGUCAUACGCCUGCUGUCAGAUCACCUAAAGCGCUGUAUUCGUACACCUGGUGACUCUUUACGGCCACACCGGGAUUGCCUGUUUCGCCCGUCCAAGGAAGACCAGAAGUCAUACCUUACAAAAUACUCAGGAUAUGGUAUCUAGGAC
Molecule: messenger RNA, 1840 nt
Organism: Daldinia caldariorum
Lineage: Eukaryota; Fungi; Ascomycota; Sordariomycetes; Xylariales; Hypoxylaceae
Product: alpha/beta-hydrolase
Exons: 3
Coding region: 360-1496 (378 amino acids)
Molecular function (GO): hydrolase activity
Source: RefSeq, a predicted model, not a curated record